AUGGCAGACCCUUACUCUAAUUUCUUCUCAGGUUUCUUCAGAUUCAAUCACACCAACCAUUACCCAUCUUCAACCCCUUCUCCUCAUCAUCCCUAUAUCCACAACUUCAUCAACCACACCACCACAAACAACAACAUCAACAAUAGCUUUUUCCACUACCAUCACCAUCAAAAUACAACUACUAGUACAACUUCUUCUUCUUCUUCACCCCCUUCACCUCCUCUUAGAGUAGCCCUUCCACUUUUGAGCCUCACCCCAACAAAGCAAGAGAAUAAUGAAGAGCAAGAACAAGAUCAGGAUCAAUCUUGCAGUGCCAUGGAUAUUGUGGAAGAGGACUGUAGCAAGAUCCGCCAUUAUUGUAAAUUACCCAAAGAGGAAGAAAAAGAUGAGGAUGAUGAUGAUAAUGAAGGUGUUACUGUUUCACUUCACAUAGGGUUGCCAAGCCCUAGUGCUGCUGAUUUGGCUUCUGUGUUUUCUUCUUCUUCAGACAAAGAACAAUUAAGAGAUAAUGGUAGUGAGGAUUCAGGGUUCUUGGGAAACAGACUCAACAAGGGACAGUAUUGGAUCCCUACCCCAUCUCAGAUUCUCAUUGGUCCUACACAGUUCUCUUGCCCUGUAUGCUGCAAAACCUUCAACAGAUACAAUAACAUGCAGAUGCAUAUGUGGGGGCAUGGAUCACAGUACAGAAAAGGGCCUGAAUCUCUGAGGGGUACACAACCAACAGGUAUGCUUAGGCUUCCUUGUUACUGUUGUACCCCAGGUUGCAGGAACAACAUUGAUCACCCAAGAGCAAAGCCUCUCAAAGAUUUUAGAACCCUUCAAACACAUUACAAAAGGAAGCAUGGGAUUAAGCCCUUCAUGUGCAGAAAAUGUGGGAAAGCUUUUGCUGUUAGAGGGGAUUGGAGAACCCAUGAAAAGAACUGUGGGAAGCUGUGGUAUUGCAUCUGUGGUUCUGAUUUCAAGCACAAGAGAUCCCUUAAAGAUCAUAUAAAAGCUUUUGGGAGUGGCCAUGCACCUUAUGGAACCGAUGGAUUUGAAGAAGAUGAAGAGCCAGCAUCUGAAGUAGAGCAUGAUAAUGAUUUCACCCAGUAA
Gastrolobium bilobum is the source of this 1092-nucleotide messenger RNA. Its product is annotated as zinc finger protein WIP2-like. Gene Ontology annotation, cellular component: nucleus. Lineage: Eukaryota; Viridiplantae; Streptophyta; Magnoliopsida; Fabales; Fabaceae. The coding region runs from base 1 to 1092 and encodes 363 amino acids. Gene Ontology annotation, biological process: regulation of gene expression; anatomical structure development. Gene Ontology annotation, molecular function: DNA-binding transcription factor activity. The record is from RefSeq and is a predicted model, not a curated record. The transcript is spliced from 2 exons.